This is a messenger RNA of Sphenostylis stenocarpa, 723 nucleotides long. The record is from the annotation of a GenBank genome assembly. NCBI's taxonomy places the organism in Eukaryota, Viridiplantae, Streptophyta, Magnoliopsida, Fabales, Fabaceae.
AUGGCAGAUGUUGUUGUUGACGCAAUGAUAGCUGAGGCAGUAAGAUUUGACCGGGCCUUGUUUGCGGGAGAUCUUCAGUCAAUAUCUUGGUCUUCUAUGGCUUUGGGAGGAAUAUGUGGGAGUUUACCUAUGUCUUGGUUUUUCCUUGCUCACAUUACCAUUCCUAAUCUUUCAACCGUCAUCUUCUACUAUGAAACCGAGGUUUUAAAGUUGGAAGCUUCUUUCCUUGGGACUGCACGGGUUGUUGGUUGGUUGGGACUUAUGCUGGGAACCUUCAUCUAUAAUCGUCACCUAAAGUAUAUGACCCUACGAAAAAUCCUCAUGUGUGCCCAGAUUGGAUUGGCUUUCUUGAGUCUUCUGCAGGUUGUCGUAGUUUCUAGGAAAAAUAUUGCCUUUGGCAUCUCAGACAAGAUUAUGGUGCUUUUUGGCUCAGCUCUUGCUGAUGGAAUCAAUCAAUUCAAGUUUAUGCCUUUUCUGAUCUUAUCUGGACAACUAUGUCCUCCAGGAAUUGAAGGAACUUUAUUUGCACUUUUCAUGUCAAUAAACAACUUUGGAAGCACACUUGGGUCUUUUGUGGGUGCUGGUUUGGCUUCUGUGUUGAACAUUGAUUCAGGAUCAUUUGACAAUCUUCUCUUGGGCAUCAUACUUCAUGCCUUGUGCAAUUUCAUCCCAGUUGUUUUUCUGUUUCUGAUACCAAAGGAAGCUACUGGUUCAUCAACAUAG